UUCUGUGCGGGCUCGGUGAGGCGGCGGCGGAGCUCGGAGGCGGCCCCAGCGCAGGAUUUUUCAUUCCCAAAGCGUGGGCAGAUGGAGGAGGCAGAAAAGCCCCGGAGCUCCCUCAUGAGGAAGGGCUGCAAACCCAGCCCAGGGAGCUGUGAGGAGCAAAGACCCUCCGUGAGCCGGGAAGGCGGCCGGAGAUCCAGGCAGAGCUCAGAGCUGGUGGAGAAACCUCCUGGAGGGGAGAAGCCCCACAAGUGCUUGGAAUGUGGGAAGGGUUUCAGCUACAGGUCUGAGCUGAUCCGGCACCAGAAGAUCCACACUGGGGAAAAGCCCUACGAGUGUGGGGAAUGCGGGAAAAGCUUCAGUGACAGAUCCAACCUGAACAGGCACCAGAGGAUCCACACUGGGGAGCGGCCCUAUGAGUGUGAGAAGUGUGGGAAGGGCUUCAGUGACAGCUCCAAUCUGAUGCAGCACCAGGCGAUCCACACAGGGGAGAGGCCCCACACCUGCUUAGAAUGUGGGAAGACCUUUGGAUGGAGUGCCAGCCUGAGAGUCCACCAGCGCAUCCACACCGGAGAGAGGCCCUACGAGUGUCCUGUGUGUGGGAAGAGCUUCUCACAGAGCUGUAACUUGUCCCAACACCGAAGGAGCCAGCAUUAAGUGAAGCCCUGAGAGUGCCCCGAGUGUGGGAAGAGCUUCGUGCUCUGCUCCAGCUCCAUCCCCCACGGUGCUGGAUGAUCCCCAGUGACCCCCGCUGAACAGCGCCCUGGUGAUCCCCGUUGUGUGGGGGGAAGUGGUUGGAGAGAUUUCCACCCCUUCUCCUUGUCGUGCUGUGAUUUGGUUGGUAAUAAAUUCCCUCCCCGUGCCCAGGCUGGGUCUGUUGUUCCCGUUCGGUGCUCGGGGCGGGAUCUCUCCUGUUCCUGCUCUCAACUCCCGGGCCUCUCCUCAGCCAAUCAGACAAUGCGAUGAAGAAGAUUCAGCCAAUCAGAGAGAGCAGCUCUGAUGACUCACCGGUUGCCGGGCAGACCCGCAGCACCCAGAGUUCCCCACCUGG
Messenger RNA from Catharus ustulatus (Swainson's thrush), 1048 nucleotides. RefSeq names its product zinc finger protein 154-like. Gene Ontology annotation, molecular function: RNA polymerase II cis-regulatory region sequence-specific DNA binding; DNA-binding transcription factor activity, RNA polymerase II-specific. The record is from RefSeq and is a predicted model, not a curated record. The coding region runs from base 82 to 654 and encodes 190 amino acids. Gene Ontology annotation, biological process: regulation of transcription by RNA polymerase II. Lineage: Eukaryota; Metazoa; Chordata; Aves; Passeriformes; Turdidae. The transcript is spliced from 2 exons.